AUGGACAACCACCGCCUUCCAAUUGAAGCCUGGCUCGCAGGACUGCCUUUCACGGUCAGUACCCUGCCCAUCCCCCUGGCAGCGUCAAUGCUCACCGACUCUCAUGCUGCUGUGCCUGGGCCUUCUAUCUCGACUCGGACGCCUACUUCCGAAUGGAGAACCACCGCCUGCCCCAUUGAAGCCUGGCUCGCUGCCUUGCCCUUCACGGUCGGUAUCUCAACCCAGAGGCUGCCUUCCUCGUCCCUGAUUUCUCUGCCAUCUUUUCUGCCAUCUUCUCUGCCAUCUUUUCUGCCAUCUUCUCUGCCAUCUUCUCUGCCAUCUUCUCUGCCCUCUUUGUUGCCUGCUUUUCUGCCCGUUUUACUGCCGGUUUCUCUGCCUGCUCCUCUGCCUGAUUCUCUAUCUCUGCCUGAUUCUCUACCCGCCUCUUUGCCUGAUUCUCUACCCUACCUGUUUCCCUUUUUCCCUCCCAUCUCCCCGCAACUGCCACCUGCACCCCACCAGGGAGCAUUCAACUGGAUAAGGGAUCGCUACGGCAUGGAGCUCACCAAUCAGACGUGGAUGCCGCAGUUCCCCAUUGGCCUGCUGGAUCCUCCUCCUGCUGACGUGGCAGCCUGCAGCCAAUCACCCGCUGCCCUAUGUGCAGAGGAGCCCUCGGAGGAGCUGAUUGGUCUGUUCGCCCGGAAUUCAGGGGAGGAGAAUGGCGCCUCGGCUGCUCUGUUCAAUGCCUCCUUAGAGUCAAUCAAUGCGGGGGUUAUGCUGCUGAGACGCUCGCCCCUUACCUUCAAGGUGAGUGCCCCGCCCACUCUCUGGUAUGCUCAUCUAGUUGUUCAAGGCUCCCCAGUGAUGCUCCCCGGGUGCUCUGUUCAAAGCAUCGUUGGAGUCAAUCAAUGCGGGGGUUAUGCUGCUGAGACGCUCGCCCCUCACUUUCAAGGUGUUCCUGUCACGUACCUGAUUGCAUAG
This is a messenger RNA of Closterium sp. NIES-65, 960 nucleotides long. The record is from the annotation of a GenBank genome assembly. NCBI's taxonomy places the organism in Eukaryota, Viridiplantae, Streptophyta, Zygnematophyceae, Desmidiales, Closteriaceae.